AUGGUUUUGUUCAUAUAUCCAUCAUUAAUCAACAACCCUUCUUCUAUAAUUAAUCCAUCAUUAACAAGAAGAAGAGAAACAUUCACUAUGUGGAUGAAAUCCCUCGUCUUCCAUGGAAACGGUUGCACCGUAUUUAACUCGAGAGGCGAAGUCGCUUUUCGUGUCGAUAAUUACCAACAAAAAUGCUGCAGAAAAGUCUUUCUCAUGGACUCCUACGGCAAUAUUCUCUUUUCUUUAAAUAGAAAGGUACGCACGCUGACAAAAUGGGAGUUUUUGGAUGUUGGGAGGGAUUCAAAUGGAUCGAAUCGGAGCGUAGAAACGAGAAACAGCCGUAUUUUCAACAUCACAAGUUGCUAUUUGAUGACGGGAUUCGAAGGAAAAUCGACACUCAAGAUUAUCGAUUUUUCUGGCCGGUUAUUAUUGGCAGAGUUUAAUAAAUUGCAGGCCAUGCAAAAACAGUCAAUAGAAGGAAUUGCUUUGGGAGAUGAUGUGCUGGCAUUAAUGGUGGAACCCCAUGCAGAUCAAUCUUUAGUCAUGGCUCUUGUCACAGUUUAUGGAUUGAUUAAUAAUAAAUUGUAAAGUGUCCUAAUAAAUUAAAAUUGGAGAUUAAUUUAGUUUUUUGAUUGAGGGAAAAUUGUGAUCAAUUGUUAUAAGUUGAGCAUG
Messenger RNA from Erythranthe guttata (spotted monkey flower), 663 nucleotides. The record is from RefSeq and is a predicted model, not a curated record. NCBI's taxonomy places the organism in Eukaryota, Viridiplantae, Streptophyta, Magnoliopsida, Lamiales, Phrymaceae.